Molecule: messenger RNA, 1170 nt
Organism: Arabis nemorensis
Lineage: Eukaryota; Viridiplantae; Streptophyta; Magnoliopsida; Brassicales; Brassicaceae
Source: the annotation of a GenBank genome assembly
AUGGCGUCUUCGUGCUUCAAGGUCCUCUCUUCUUCUCCAUGGAUCGGCCACCGCUCCUUUGCCGCCAACCCCUCUGCCUCUUCUCCUCCUCCUCGAGUCUCCUUCGCGAUCCGCGCCGGCGCUUACUCCGACGAGCUUGUUCAAACCGCCAAAAGCAUAGCAUCCCCUGGUAGAGGUAUCCUUGCGAUCGAUGAGUCGAAUGCAACUUGUGGGAAGAGGCUUGCCUCUAUUGGGUUAGAUAACACUGAGGAGAACCGUCAAGCCUACAGGCAGCUUCUGCUUACCACCCCUGGCCUCGGCGAUUACAUCUCUGGUUCCAUUCUCUUCGAGGAGACGCUUUACCAGUCCACUAAGGACGGCAAGAAGUUCGUCGAUUGCUUGCGCGAUGCCAACAUCGUCCCUGGCAUCAAAGUUGACAAGGGUUUGUCUCCCCUGCCCGGCUCCAACCAAGAGUCUUGGUGCCAAGGCUUGGAUGGAUUGGCUUCACGCUCUGCUGAGUACUACAAGCAAGGAGCUCGUUUCGCCAAGUGGAGGACUGUUGUGAGUGUUCCUUGCGGUCCUUCAGCACUAGCUGUCAAGGAAGCUGCGUGGGGACUCGCCCGCUAUGCAGCCAUCUCUCAGGACAACGGCCUUGUGCCCAUAGUGGAGCCAGAGAUCCUUCUGGACGGGGACCACCCGAUUGAGAGGACACUGGAGGUGGCAGAGAAAGUGUGGUCAGAGGUGUUUUUCUACCUGGCGCACAACAAUGUAAUGUUUGAGGGCAUACUGUUGAAGCCAAGCAUGGUGACACCAGGUGCUGAGCACAAGAACAAGGCCUCUCCCGAGACCGUUGCAGAGUUCACCCUCACCAUGCUCAAGAGGAGGGUUCCUCCGGCUGUCCCAGGGAUCAUGUUUCUGUCUGGAGGACAAUCGGAGGCGGAGGCCACGUUGAACCUGAACGCCAUGAACCAGAGCCCAAACCCGUGGCAUGUGUCCUUCUCCUACGCACGUGCCCUGCAGAACUCUGUGCUGAGGACGUGGCAAGGCAAGCCCGAGAAGAUCGAGGCCUCGCAGAAGGCCCUCUUGGUUAGGGCAAAGGCCAACUCAUUGGCUCAGCUAGGCAAAUACUCAGCAGAGGGAGAGAACGAGGAUGCGAAGAAAGGAAUGUUUGUCAAGGGUUACACCUACUGA